Molecule: messenger RNA, 1160 nt
Organism: Acyrthosiphon pisum (pea aphid)
Lineage: Eukaryota; Metazoa; Arthropoda; Insecta; Hemiptera; Aphididae
Product: serine/threonine-protein kinase 3-like
Exons: 6
Coding region: 180-1160 (326 amino acids)
Biological process (GO): protein phosphorylation
Cellular component (GO): cytoplasm
Molecular function (GO): protein serine/threonine kinase activity; ATP binding
Source: RefSeq, a predicted model, not a curated record
UGUACUUAAAGACUAAGAUAUGUAUAUAUUGUAUUGUUUGUAAGUAGCAAAACUGCUUAUUACAUAUUGUAAAACUCGAAAUCUGCAUUCAAUUUCUGCAAUGUUAAUUACAUUUAGACUCCUGAAACGAUGAUGUCUUUAACCAGGUAAAUACUGAAAUAUCAUAAGUUGGUUCUCAAAUGGUUAACUUAUACAUGAUUUUUAUUUACUGUAGUGAAAUGAAAAAAUUGUCUGAAGAAAGCUUGGCCAAGCAGCCGGAAGAAGUGUUUGACAUAAUUUGUAAACUUGGAGAAGGAUCCUAUGGAAGUGUAUUUAAAGCACUUCACAAAGAAUCUGGUAAAGUAGUUGCUAUUAAGCAAGUAUCGGUUGACACUGAUAUUCAAGAAAUGUUAAAAGAAAUAUCCAUUAUGCAACAAUGCUAUAGCCCCUAUAUAGUUAAAUACUAUGGUUCAUAUUUUAAGAAUACUGAUUUAUGGAUUAUUAUGGAAUAUUGUGGUGCUGGUUCAGUAUAUGAUAUCAUGAGAUUAAGAAAAAAGACACUGUCAGAAGACGAAAUAGCUACUAUAUUGUCAGAUUCACUUAAAGGACUAGAGUACUUACAUAUAAGGAGACAAAUACACAGAGAUAUUAAAGCUGGAAAUAUAUUGUUAAACUCUGAAGGACAUGCUAAACUAGCUGAUUUUGGGGUUUCUGGACAGCUGAAUGAUAUAAUGGCCAAAAGAAAUACUGUAAUAGGAUCUCCAUUUUGGAUGGCACCUGAAGUUAUUCAAGAAAUAGGAUACAAUUGUGUUGCUGAUAUAUGGAGCUUAGGAAUAACUGCAUUGGAAAUGGCUGAAGGUAAGCCUCCAUACAGUGAUCUGAAUUCAGUGCGCGCCUUAUUCAUAAUACCAACUAAACCACCGCCUUCGUUUCAAGAACCAGAUAAGUGGUCCCCAGAAUUCAUCGAUUUCGUUAGUCAAUGUCUAAUCAAAAACCCAGAGGAACGAGCAACAGCCACAAAAAUGUUAAAACAUGAAUUUAUUGGUAACCCAAAGCCACCAGAAAUUUUAAGUCAAAUGAUUGCUGAAGCAAGAGAAAAUCAAAUUCUCCGUUGUAAUGCAUCAUGUUUAGUAAAAUCAGCUGAAUCCGAAGAUCCUAAAGUAAUUUCCUUGGAUGAGUAA